This is a messenger RNA of Phlebotomus papatasi, 4402 nucleotides long. It is a transcript of the gene Upf1, whose product is annotated as regulator of nonsense transcripts 1 homolog. NCBI's taxonomy places the organism in Eukaryota, Metazoa, Arthropoda, Insecta, Diptera, Psychodidae. Gene Ontology annotation, molecular function: zinc ion binding; hydrolase activity; RNA binding. Gene Ontology annotation, biological process: nuclear-transcribed mRNA catabolic process, nonsense-mediated decay. The transcript is spliced from 5 exons. Gene Ontology annotation, cellular component: cytoplasm. Bases 170 to 3520 code for a protein of 1116 amino acids. The record is from RefSeq and is a predicted model, not a curated record.
UUCCGAGGGACAUUUCUGAGAAAGACACUUGACAGGAAAAAUUUGUGUGGUGCUUUGUGGGCUCUUUUUUUCUGGAUGAAAAAUCACAUUUUCUCAGUGAUACCAUUCGAGAUUUGCAGAUAUAUUCGCACCUGCAAGACCUAAAAUUGUAACAAAAGUGCAAGGGAAAAUGAGUGUGGACACGUACGGACCAAAUUCCCAGAGUUUGACUUUUCUGGACACUGAAGAAGACCUCAUUGGGGCUGACACCCAGGGCACGGAUUUUGACUUCCGAGACUUCACUGUACCCUCGCAGAGUCAAACGCAGGGUUCCCAGCUGGACAAUUUAGCUGGGCCAUCGACAAGUCAGGUAAAUGGAUUUGGGAAGCGCUUGGAAAUGGGCACCAAGGUGUCUGCCUUGGUGGGUGGAAUAAGUGACUUGCAAUUUGAGGAGGAAGACGACGACGCCUUUCUUUCAUCAAACCAGGACCUUCCAGCUCAUGCCUGUAAAUACUGUGGCAUUCAUGAGCCAAGUACUGUGGUCAUGUGCAACAUCUGCAAGAAGUGGUUCUGCAAUGGACGUGGAAGCACUUCCGGAUCACACAUUGUCAACCACUUAGUCCGGGCCAAGCAUCGUGAGGUCACUUUGCAUAGUGAUGGGCCCCUGGGCGAAACUGUCCUCGAGUGCUAUUCCUGUGGUGUCCGAAAUGUCUUUGUUCUGGGCUUCAUCCCGGCCAAAGCUGAUUCUGUGGUUGUGUUGCUCUGUCGCCAGCCAUGUGCUGCUCAGAACAGCCUGAAGGACAUGAAUUGGGAUCAGGAGCAGUGGAAGCCGCUAAUUUCCGAUCGCUGCUUCCUGUCGUGGCUGGUCAAAGUGCCCACGGAACAGGAACAGAUGCGAGCCAGGCAGAUUUCAGCGGCUCAAAUCAACAAGUUAGAAGAAUUAUGGAAGGACAACGUGGAAGCAACUUUUCAGGAUCUCGAGAAGCCGGGAAUUGAUAAGGAGCCCGCUCAGGUUCAGUUGCGUUACGACGAUGGAUAUCAGUACCAGAAUGUCUUUGGGCCACUAGUUAAACUCGAGGCGGACUACGAUAAACGUCUGAAGGAGUCCCAGACUCAAGAAAACAUUGAGGUUCGCUGGGACGUUGGUCUUAACAAAAAGACCAUUGCAUACUUCACCCUUGCCAAGAGCGAUGGAGAUAUGAAGUUGAUGCAUGGAGAUGAACUUAAGCUUCGUUAUGUUGGAGAGCUACACAAGCCUUGGUUUGGGGUUGGGCACGUGAUCAAAGUGCCAGACAACUAUGGUGAAGAUGUUGGCUUGGAGUUAAAGAAUAGUUUGCAAGCUCCGACUGAGUGCACGUCCAACUUCUCUGUGGACUUUAUCUGGAAGGGUACGUCAUUUGAUCGAAUGCAAAUGGCAUUGAGAAAGUUCGCUGUGGACGACAAUUCAGUUUCCAACUACAUCUACUCACGUCUUCUUGGCCACGGUCGCCAUGACGGAUCAGAUGAGGUUACAUUUCGCUGUACAAACCUCCCGAAGCACUUCAGUGCUCCCAAUUUGCCCGACUUGAACAGAUCGCAGGUGUAUGCAGUUAAGCAUGCCGUUCAGCGUCCAUUAAGUCUAAUUCAGGGUCCACCGGGAACGGGAAAGACGGUGACUAGUGCGACGAUCGUUUAUCAACUAGUACGUCAAAAUGGUGGUCCGGUCCUUGUCUGUGCUCCAUCUAAUACAGCAGUAGAUCAGUUGACGGAAAAGAUCCACAGGACCAACCUGAAAGUAGUACGAGUUUGUGCUAAGAGUCGCGAAGCUAUUGAUUCUCCAGUGAGUUUCUUGGCGCUCCACAAUCAAAUCAGGAACAUGGAGAGCAAUCUGGAAUUGCAAAAACUACAGCUCUUGAAGGAUGAGACGGGAGAAUUGAGUUCAUCCGAUGAGAAGAGAUACAGAACGCUGAAAAAGGCUGCUGAACGGGAACUUCUUGAAGCGGCUGACGUGAUUUGCUGCACUUGCGUUGGAGCUGGUGAUCCUCGUUUGGCCAGAAUCAAGUUCAAUUCCAUCUUAAUUGAUGAGAGUAUGCAGUCAACGGAACCGGAAUGUAUGGUUCCCGUGGUGUUGGGAGCUAAGCAACUUAUCCUUGUGGGAGAUCAUUGUCAACUGGGACCAGUUGUGAUGUGCAAGAAAGCUGCAAAAGCUGGCUUGUCGCAAAGUUUGUUUGAGAGGCUUGUAGUUCUGGGAAUUCGACCAUUUCGCCUGGAAGUUCAGUAUAGAAUGCAUCCAGAAUUAUCGCAGUUCCCGUCGAAUUUCUUCUACGAAGGAAGUCUUCAGAAUGGAGUUUGUGCCGAUGAGAGGAAGUACAAGGUGGAAUUCCCAUGGCCACAACCGGAUCGCCCGAUGUUCUUCCUGGUAACGCAAGGAGCUGAAGAGUUGGCUGGUUCUGGAACGUCAUACUUAAAUCGUACGGAAGCGUCGAAUGUCGAGAAGAUAACAACGAGAUUUUUGAAGGCAGGAAUUCGCCCAGAUCAAAUUGGAAUUAUCACUCCGUAUGAAGGUCAACGGGCCUAUCUUGUCCAGUACAUGCAGUACCAGGGCAGUCUCCAUUCCAAACUCUAUCAGGAAAUCGAGAUCGCAAGCGUAGAUGCGUUCCAGGGGCGUGAAAAGGACUUCAUUAUAAUGUCCUGCGUAAGAUCGAAUGAACAUGAAGGAAUUGGUUUUCUCAAUGAUCCAAGGCGUCUCAAUGUAGCCUUAACACGUGCUAGAUAUGGCAUAAUCAUCGUCGGAAACCCUAAGGUUCUCUCCAAGCAACCACUCUGGAAUCAUCUUCUCAAUUUCUAUAAAGAGAAGAAGGUGCUCGUCGAAGGCUCUUUGAACAAUCUCAAGGAGUCCUUGAUUCAAUUUGCCAAACCCAAGAAGAUUAUCAAUACCCUCAAUCCAGGCUCGCACUUUAUGUCCAACGUCAUGUACGAUGCCAAGGAUGCCAUGGUAGCUGGAUCAAUCUAUGACAAAUCUAGUUCAUAUGGCAUGAAUCAAUUCCAGCAGUCACAGCAGCCACCAAUUGGAUUUGGAGCCAUAGGAAGUGGCCCUAGGAAUGCUCAAGUUGAUAUGUUCUCCCGGACUCAUGAUUCCAUUAGCUACAUCAGCCCUGAGAGGGCAGCGAUGAACAAUAUGCCAGUGCCCGUGGGGAUGUUCAUGAACAUGACCAACAUCCCACCGAGAUUCUAUCAGCAUCAACAGGCCAUUCAGGCGGCCAAGCAAGGACGCAGGAAGGGACUUCCAAAUGGUCCAACUGGUCCAUCGGCCAUUGGAAGUUCGGCUCGAAGCUCUAAACCUCGCAAUGCCAGUCAGGGCGGACCUCUAACCCAAGGCAUGUCCCAGGGUAUGAGUCAACCUGGCUUCUGCUUGUCACAGCCCGGGGAUCUCUCACAAGACUACAUGGGAGACUACCAGAGUCAAAUGGAUGGAAUUCUCAGUCAAGACUAUCUCCAUAGUCAGGGAGCUGAUAGAAUGAACUUCGGCGGAACCAAUAGUCAGUAUACGCAACCCUACUGAUAAUGAGCUCAUGGAGCCGGAGCAGAAGAUCAAGGAUUUCUACAAUGGUCGUGGUUUAAUACAGCAAUUUGAGGAAAAACACAACUGAGCCCUAAUAGUGAAGGAAGAAAGAGAAAGAGAGAAACAUGAAUUUACGCGCAGCUAAUGAAUGUUGACUACCAAAAUGUGUAUCACAUGAUGACAAGAACUAUCGCAGUGAGAUGACUUUGAGCGAGAGAAGAUGAAGACUGCUGAAUUCUGGGAACAAUUGGAGAUAAUGAGAGAGAUCUGGAUUGUGGAGAUGUUGACAAUGCCUCCUCCAAAAAGAUAGCUCCCGAUGGGGGAAGAGAAAGAGAUGCCCAAGAUUCAGUGGGAUUCGCUGCAGGAGAUAAAUCUAAUUAAAAAAAAAAGAAAGAAAACGAUAAAUUCUCCUUUGCUCUUCUCAACAACAACAGCAAAAAUUGUUCAACCUUCAACGUGGAAGAAUGUGGAUUUGUCUCUGAAACGAUUGAAAUAAAAAUCAUCUUCUGGAGAUUCUUCUGAUGCUGAAGGACGAACUUGAUAAUAUCGAUGUGAGAUGUGAGUUUAAAAAAAAAUCUUUUCCCUGUUUUUUUCAGUUAAAUGCGAAUUUUCUUUCCUAUUAAUCAAUUGAGAAAUCACGACUGGAACUUUUUUCUAUAUUAAAAAAAAUCAAAUUCGCAGAAAAAAAAUCACGAAAAUUUAUUCUAACGGUGUUUGUUUUUGGCAACUUAAAAAAACUAUGUCCAAUCACUUUUGCUUCUAUAAAACAAUUUUCCGGCACUUUUUGGGUAGAUUUCAUCCCAUUUUUACAGAUUCUUUGUAGCAAACAUGAAAUUUCUGUUUUUUUGAAAAAUGAAUAAAAUGUCUUCAAAACACAAAAAA